GGCGGAGCUUCCUGCCGGGGCCGCCGCCAUAUUGGGGAGCGCUGGGGCCGGCGCCGUGACAGGAGGAGGCGGAGCGGGGCCGGGCCGGGCCGGGCGGGCAGGCUAAUUACUGAUUGGGCUUCAUGAACAUAAAUUCCUGAGGCUGCCGAACUCCCCAACCCCUAUCCAUUCCACCAUGGACCAGGAUUAUGAGAGACGUCUCCUACGCCAAAUCAACAUCCAGAAUGAAAACACGAUGCCUUGUGUAGCAGAGAUGAGAAGAACCCUGACGCCUUCCAAUUCUCCCAUGUCCUCUCCGAGUAAGCACGGAGACAGGUUCAUUCCUUCAAGAGCCGGGGCCAACUGGAGCAUCAACUUCCACAGAAUAAACGAAAAUGAAAAAUCGCCAAGUCAAAACAGAAAAGCGAAGGAUGCUACAUCGGACAAUGGCAAAGAUGGCCUUGCUUACUCCGCCCUGCUGAAGAAUGAACUCUUAGGAGCAGGGAUCGAGAAAGUGCAGGACCCGCAGACGGAAGACAGGAGGUUGCAGCCGUCCACUCCAGAGAAGAAGUCCCUCUUCACUUAUUCUCUCAGCACAAAACGUUCCAGUCCGGAUGAUGGUAACGAGGUCUCGCCGUAUUCCUUGUCUCCUGUCAGCAACAAAAGUCAGAAGCUGUUACGAUCACCCCGAAAACCAACUCGGAAAAUCUCAAAGAUUCCUUUCAAAGUGUUGGAUGCCCCAGAACUGCAGGACGACUUCUACCUGAACCUGGUAGACUGGUCCUCUCUUAACGUCCUCAGCGUUGGCCUUGGCACAUGUGUUUACCUGUGGAGUGCUUGUACGAGCCAGGUAACCCGACUGUGCGAUCUGUCCGUGGAAGGAGAUUCUGUAACGUCCGUGGGCUGGUCAGAACGGGGGAACUUGGUAGCCGUUGGCACUCACAAGGGCUUUGUACAGAUCUGGGAUGCAGCUGCAGGAAAAAAGCUCUCCAUGCUAGAGGGGCACACAGCCAGAGUUGGUGCCUUGGCAUGGAACGCGGACCAGCUGUCUUCUGGGAGUCGAGACAGAAUGAUCCUUCAGAGGGACAUCCGCACCCCUCCCCUGCAGUCAGAGCGGCGGCUCCAGGGCCACAGGCAGGAGGUCUGUGGGCUCAAAUGGUCUACGGACCACCAGCUCCUGGCCUCUGGGGGAAAUGAUAACAAGCUCCUUGUCUGGAAUCACUCCAGCCUGAGUCCUGUCCAACAAUACACAGAGCAUCUUGCAGCAGUAAAAGCCAUCGCCUGGUCUCCGCACCAGCACGGCCUCCUCGCCUCCGGCGGCGGGACAGCCGACCGCUGCAUACGCUUCUGGAACACGCUCACCGGGCAGCCUCUGCAGUGCAUUGACACCGGGUCACAAGUGUGCAACCUGGCCUGGUCAAAGCACGCCAACGAGCUAGUGAGUACCCAUGGAUACUCGCAGAACCAGAUCCUCGUCUGGAAAUACCCCUCAUUAACUCAAGUAGCAAAGCUAACAGGGCACUCGUACAGAGUCUUAUAUCUGGCAAUGUCCCCUGAUGGGGAGGCCAUAGUUACGGGAGCUGGAGAUGAAACCUUGCGGUUCUGGAACGUCUUCAGUAAAACUCGCUCGACAAAGGAGUCUGUAUCCGUUCUCAACCUCUUCACCAGGAUACGGUAAACCCCAUGUACUGCAAUCCAAGAGACUACAGCCUGCCGUUCCAGGAUAAAACCACUACCUUGGUGUGCAUGGAACCCCAAACGAUCGGCCAGAAGGGGAGGGAGUGCCAGCGGGACUGGAGGAUGGACCCAACAGAUGCUAAUUAAAUAUGUGCUUGUGAA
Molecule: messenger RNA, 1818 nt
Organism: Cygnus olor (mute swan)
Lineage: Eukaryota; Metazoa; Chordata; Aves; Anseriformes; Anatidae
Gene: FZR1
Product: fizzy and cell division cycle 20 related 1
Exons: 14
Coding region: 176-1657 (493 amino acids)
Biological process (GO): anaphase-promoting complex-dependent catabolic process; positive regulation of ubiquitin protein ligase activity; positive regulation of anaphase-promoting complex-dependent catabolic process
Cellular component (GO): anaphase-promoting complex
Molecular function (GO): ubiquitin ligase activator activity; protein binding; anaphase-promoting complex binding
Source: RefSeq, a predicted model, not a curated record